Molecule: messenger RNA, 3389 nt
Organism: Lemur catta (Ring-tailed lemur)
Lineage: Eukaryota; Metazoa; Chordata; Mammalia; Primates; Lemuridae
Gene: ZNF385B
Product: zinc finger protein 385B
Exons: 11
Coding region: 629-2125 (498 amino acids)
Cellular component (GO): nucleus
Molecular function (GO): nucleic acid binding; zinc ion binding
Source: RefSeq, a predicted model, not a curated record
GCAGUGUCAACGAGCCCCCGAACGGUCCCGCCUCAUUCCCCCGUGUGUGUAGCCUCGCAAGUCUCCGCUUGGCAAACCGUCACAGCUCCGGGCGCGAGGGUGGCGUUGGCGCGCCCAGAGCCCCGCUCCUCGGCCAGGCCAGGGGGCCGGGCGGGCGCUCUCCGCGGGCUCGGCACACGCCCCUCACCUGGGCGAGGCCGGGCGCGCAGGCGCUCAGCGCGGGGAACGCGGCCGGGCGCCUCAGCCCCGCGCGGGCAGGAGUCGGACGGUUCCGGGGCCGCGCCUGGCCGCGCUGUCGCCGGCGCCACCUCCACUGCCGCUGCCGCCACCGCCCGGGCCGCGGCGGCUCGCGGGAGAGCGUCUGCGCGAAGCCCCAGGGCGGCCCUGGCGGGACCGCCGCCGCCGCCGGAGCGUGAGCAACAGCUUCCCGGCUGGACGAGCCACUGCCCCACGCGCCCGCGGCCCGCGCGCCGAGAUGUUCUGCAUUUCGACUUCAUCCAAGAUUAAAUUGAUGUCUAUGGGCUAAUCUGGAAACAUAAAAACAAACUGUUUCGCUACAUCUAUAAGAAAGUAUGUCCAGAUCCCCAUUGGCUGACUUAUAAAGGGGCUUUAGAACACAACCCAAUGUAUGAAGUACUCCUUAAGUCCUGACAACCACCUUGAAGAUGGAAUUAUGAAUAUGGCAACUUUUCUACGGGGCUUUGAAGAAAAGGGGAUAAAGAACGACAGGCCUGAGGACCAACUGAGCAAAGAGAAAAAGAAGAUUCUGUUCUCCUUCUGUGAGGUCUGCAACAUCCAGCUGAACUCCGCAGCCCAAGCCCAAGUCCAUUCCAACGGCAAAUCCCACCGCAAACGGGUGAAACAGCUGAGUGAUGGGCAGCCCCCGCCCCUGGCUCAGGCCAGCCCCAGCGCCAACGCCAGUGCAGGCAGUACAUGCCACACUACUACCCUUCCUGCUCUUGUGCGCACACCUACCCUGAUGAUGCAGCCUUCACUGGAUAUCAAACCAUUUAUGUCUUUUCCAGUGGACAAUAGUUCUGCUGUUGGGCUCUUUCCAAAUUUUAACACAAAAAGAAGAGGCUUAUUUGGGACCAAUAAAUUCUGCCAGAUGGAUCCUGUGCAAAAAGCAGUCAUUAACCACACAUUUGGAGUGUCCAUUCCCCCAAAGAAGAAGCAAGUUAUUUCUUGUAAUGUCUGUCAGCUUCGCUUUAACUCAGAUAGCCAGGCCGAGGCCCACUACAAAGGAAGUAAACAUGCCAAGAAGGUCAAAGCACUAGAGGCAACGAAAAAUAAACCCAAAAUGGUUUCUUCCAAGGACAGCGCAAAGGCUAAUCCCAGCUGCUCCAUCACUCCAAUCACAGGCAACAACUCUGACAAAUCAGAAGAUAAAGGGAAGUUAAAAGCCAACAGCUCCAGUCAGCCAUCAAGCUCUGAAGGUGGCUCAUUUCUCCUCAAAUCUGGCACAACACCCCUGCCACCCGGAGCAGCCACUUCUCCCUCCAAGAGCACAAAUGGAGCUCCCAGUACUGCUGCUGAAUCAGAAGAAGAAAAAGCCAAAAAAUUACUUUACUGUUCACUAUGCAAAGUGGCUGUGAACUCCCUGUCACAGCUAGAGGCACACAAUACAGGAUCUAAACACAAGACCAUGGUUGAGGCUCGUAAUGGGGCUGGUCCAAUUAAAUCCUACCCUAGACCUGGAUCAAGAUUAAAGAUGCAGAAUGGCAGUAAGGGAUCAGGACUACAGAACAAGACAUUUCAUUGUGAAAUUUGUGAUGUUCAUGUUAAUUCAGAAAUUCAACUCAAACAGCACAUUUCUAGCCGAAGGCAUAAAGAUCGAGUUGCUGGGAAACCACUGAAGCCGAAAUACAGCCCUUACAACAAACUCCAGCGGAGCCCGAGUAUUUUAGCAGCAAAACUUGCAUUCCAGAAAGACAUGAUGAAGCCUUUGGCCCCGGCCUUCCUGUCCUCGCCACUGGCGGCGGCGGCAGCCGUGUCCUCGGCGCUGUCCCUGCCGCCCCGGCCGUCGGCCUCGCUCUUCCAGGCCCCCAUUGCCCCCGCUCUGCUGAGGCCGGGCCACGGGCCCAUCCGCGCCACGCCCGCCUCCAUCCUCUUCGCCCCGUACUGACGGCUGAAGGCCCCGCCGGUCACUGAGGCCAGUAGGAGAGUGGAGAAGGAAAGCCAGCAGGAUUCGGCAGGUUAAGCCUCUUGUGUUGCAGCGCCCCACCCAAGUGCAGCCUACCCCACCGAGCCCCGAUUCCAAAGAAAAGUCACUAGAGGCAAGAGUGCUUUCGUGGACCGCUCCUAGAGUUCAGGAAUCUGAGCAGCAUAGGCUUUCUCUCCUGUCCCCUGCCCUCCCCUCCCCCGUUCAAUUUGUGUAUCUGAGAUACUUGGUUUCUUGAAAAUGUAUUGGUCAGAAAGAAAAAGAAAGAAAAUUAUUCUCUAUUUUUUCAUGUGUGUGAUCUGGCUUAGAAACAAUAUGGAAUAUUUUCCUGACAGACUUGAAAACUAGAAUUUUCCUCAGAUGUCUGUAAAUAACUCUGGAGUCCAGCUGGGCAUAUUCUAGUGUGGGACAAAAAACGGAUGAACACAAGUGCUUACUUGUGGAGACCCUCUUACCAACGGAUCACAGCGUUUCCUUUUUGAUGUACUAUUGCUGACAGGGAUUGUGUACUGUUUUAGAGCCGGUACUGUUGUAUCCUGUGUAGUACUAGAUCUGUAUCUCUUGUCUGAAUUAAACAUUUUUAGUUGCUGUGUAAAUGUUAGGAAGCAAAUUAGCUUUGAAUUUUCUCUUUAAGAGAACAAAAGAUAAAGUAAUGUAUUUUCUUUAUGUCACAUUUUAUUUGGAGAUAUUUAAACGAAAUAGAAAGCCAUAUAACAUAGCUAUAAUUACUACCUGUUUGCUAUUUUUGUUUAACUUAUUUUGUAGCUUCCUCACCAGUUUGAGUUGCUAAGCAAAUGUAUACAAACAGAAAAAAAAGAGCUUCCUAAAUUGCACAUUUGUGCACCUCUUGUGCAUUCUGCAAGAAGACAAUGAAUCCAUGUAUUUCUACAUAAUUAUCUUCUUCAUUUUUAACCUGUUUUCAUUUGUAAUGAUGCUACAUAAUUUUGUGGCUCCCUAAUGCAAUAAUGUACAGAAGAUAAAACAUUUGUAAUUGAACAAUUUGUCUUUCUGUUCACUGAAUAUGUUGCAGGUCAUGCUCCCGUGCCCCCCUUUCUAAGCUGAUAUCAACAAGACUGGAAUGUUUGUGAUAUCAGGGGCAAGAGUUAUGCAUAAAACAACAACAUAGAGAGAACUCUUUUAGAGCAUCUAUAUCUGCAAUCUGUAAAUGGUAAAAUGUCUGUGUAUUUUUUUAAAUGUACCUUUUCAAUAAAAGUACAAAAAAUAAAAA